AUGGAUGCUGGUGGUUUAGAACAGGAGAUGGAGGAGAAGUGUAUUGUAAUGGAUGCUAGUGGUUUAGAACAGGAGCUGGAGGAGAGGUGUAUUGUAAUGGACGCUGGUGGUUUAGAACAGGAGCUGGAAGAGAGGUGUUUUGUAAUGGACGCUGGUGGUUUAGAACAGGAGCUGGAGGAGAGGUGUAUUGUAAUGGAUGAUGUUGGUGUAGAACAGGAGCUGGAGGAGAGGUGUAUUUUAAUGGAUGCUGGUGGUUUAGAACAUGAGCUGGAGGAGAGGUGUAUUGUAAUGUAUGCUGGUGGUUUAGAACAGGAGCUGGAGGAGAGGUGUAUUUUAAUGGAUGCUGGUGGUUUAGAACAUGAGCUGGAGGAGAGGUGUAUUGUAAUGGAUGCUGGUGGUUUAGAACAGGAGCUGGAGGAGAGGUGUUUUGUAAUGGAUGCUGGUGGUUCAUAACAGGAGCUGGAGGAGAGGUGUAUUGUAAUGGAUGCUGGUGGUUUAGAACAGGAGCUGGAGGAGAUGUGUAUUGUAAUGGAUGCUGGUGGUUCAUAACAGGAGCUGGAGGAGAGGUGUAUUGUAAUGGAUGCUGGUGGUUUAGAACAGGAGCUGGAGGAGAGGUGUAUUGUAAUGGAUGCUGGUGGUUUAGAACAGGAGCUGGAGGAGAGGUGUAUUGUAAUGGAUGCUGGUGGUUUAGAACAGGAGCUGGAGGAGAAGUGUAUUGUAAUGGAUGCUGGUGGUUCAUAA
Messenger RNA from Coregonus sp. 'balchen', 741 nucleotides. The record is from the annotation of a GenBank genome assembly. Lineage: Eukaryota; Metazoa; Chordata; Actinopteri; Salmoniformes; Salmonidae.